AUAGGAGUAGUAAGUACAAAGUAUCAAACGGUGUGAUGCCAAAAUAAAAAGAAUUGAGAUGACGUUUACAUAAUUAAUUAAGAAACAAAUAUUGUACUGUAUCGUCAUACAAAUUGAGAUCUGAGAGAGACCAUUCACCGACUCGCCGUCAAAAACAAAUUCUACCACUGGAAGUGGGCAGCAAUUUCUCACUGUAGAACCCUCCACUCUGUGUUCUUUUCCUUUUCUUCAACUGUUUGGAACAACAGCGUUGGUUACCAUGACAAACAUAAAGGGUAAUAAGGGUAGAUAACUUUGGGAAACAAAACAUGAAAUUCAGAAUCGCUUCACGCAAACGCAGAAGCUCCGAAUCCUAGCUUCGGAUCAACGUGCGUUUAAGGAUACAAUCGAUUUACAUUGACUGCAAGCCAAACAUACAAAAGUUCAGUCAAACCACGUUUGAUAGUCUCAAAUGCACGUCAGGAGUGUUAAAACUCCAAUCCAAACAAGCACUAGAAGCUACAAAUCGGAGCUUAGAAAUAAGAAUAUCCUGGUUGGUGAAGCGAGAGAUCAAUAAUGAAGAGGACUUGGUUGGUGAAUUGUGCUACGUUUGUCUAGGGUUGAGCUUGUUGAACUGAAGAAUGCCUUCAAGAUAUUAUUCAUCAAACGCUUAUUCAGGCUAAACCAAUUUUUAAUCUUAAUUGGUGUUGAUUUUCAAUAAUCAUCCACCAACUGGAAUGGAAUUUUCAGAAGAAUGGAAAUCUCUAUUUCCAAUAGGUGCAUCCACUGUAUCCCCUCUUCUUCUCUCUAACCCUGAUUCGCUUGGUCCACUAUUCUUUAACCCUAACCCUAAUUCACAAACCCAUCUUGUUUCUUCCACCAUUCCCUCUCUUCAACUCCCGCAUCAUCUCUUAACCGAACGUUACCUUUUAACAUCUGACCCUUCCAUUCUCCCAUCCACUGCUUCCACUAUUGCCCCUCUCUUUGAUUCUACAGAUCAACUAAUUGACUACAAUGUUUCUCACUUUCUUUACAACCGAAUUCAACUCCUUAAGUGCCCGGAUAGUCCCAACGUUGUUGUUAUCUUCCCAACCGGUGUCAAUGACCAGAAUAUUGGUUUUUUUAUGUUACGUGUUAAGGACUCCGUGUUGGAUACUCGACUUGAUGUCAAAGGCAAUGUUUUUCGGGCUUCUACGGGUUCUGAGAGCCGUAUAUUGAAGAUGUCAGUGAAUCCGGUUACUGAUUCUGAACUUGGAGGAGGUUCUGAUUCUUCACCUGUUAUUGGAUAUUUGUUGGCAUCUUCACGGUAUUCUGUUUGUUGGUUUACUGUGAAUCACAAUUUGAGUUUGGACAGUCCUAGUAUGUCUUAUUUGGGAAUAAGUAAAGUGUUUAAGGAAGCUGUUGUGCAUGCUUGUUGGAGUCCUCAUAUAUUGGAAGAGAGUGUGGUUUUGUUAGAAAGUGGUCAGUUGUUUUUGUUUGAUUUGGAGUCUCAAGGUUCAAGCAAGACUUUCAAGGGGACUAGGUUGAGAGUACCACAGAAUGAAUCGGCCUGGUUUAAAAACAAGGGUUGGCUUAGUUGUGAAUUUAGUUGGCAGCCGAGGAGUUUGAUUGUUGCACGUUAUGAUGCCAUCUUUUUAGUUGAUUUUAGUUCAAAAGAAUGCAACGUGACUAGCCUAAUGAAGAUUGAGACAUUGCGGAUGUUUGCUCCUGAUGAAAACGAGCGGUUUCUUGCCUUGUCAAGGGCUGGUCCCGAUUACUUUUACUUCACUGUGGCUUCCACAAGUCUUUUAGUUCUAUGUGAUGUAAGGAAGCCUUUGAUGCCAAUAUUGCAAUGGAGGCACGGCAUUGAUGAACCGUGCUACAUGACUGUAUUAAGCUUGUCUAUGCUGAGAUCCAACUCAAAGGUAGAUACUUUUAAGUUGGCUUCUGAUAUGGGAUUUUGCAUUAUCCUGGGAUCAUUUUGGAAUUCUGAGUUCAAUAUAUUUUGCUAUGGACCUAAAUUUCCAUUUCGAAAAGGUUCUAGUACUUCAAGGCUUUCAAAGAUUAACACAACAUUCUAUGGUUGGGAGCUUCCAUCUGAGAUCAAUUUAUCUAGCCGUGAGUGUCAUUGUGGAAGUUGUCUGUUUAGGGAAGAGUUGUCAAAGGAUGCCCUUCCCGAGUGGAUUGAUUUGCAGCUAAAGAAAGAGAUGGUUUUGGGAUUUGGCAUUUUAAACAAUGACCUUGCUUCCUUGCUCUGUGAACCAGAUGAGCAUGGUGGUUUUACACUAGUAAGGGUAAUGUCGUCAGGAAAGUUUGAAUUGCAGAGAUAUCACGCCUCUUGGGCUAUGUCUAGAAACUUGGAAGGUUGCCACGAAGCAGAUUUAUGUUUGGAGUCACACUUGUUGCGUCCCAUGAGUGAUAAGGAAAACAAAUACAAAUCUGCAGAUUUUCAUUGCAUAAAAUUGGAUUACCUUUAUGCCUAUGCAAAUGGUAAUCUUGCUCAAGAUCUAACUACAAAACUAGACGAGGUCUAUUCGGAUGAUCAAGAGGAGGCGCCUUUUUGUUUAGAAGUUCAUGAGUCAUUGUGUAAGAAAUUAAAUGCUUGUGGAUUGGGACAUUCAAGAUCAUCUCCUGCAAUUACUUCUAUUUUUAAAGAUGUCAAGUUACCAGCAAGCUUCCACGAGGUUGCCUUAAGAAAAUUGUGGACCGACUUGCCUUUAGAGUUAUUACAGUUAGCAUUUUUGAGUUAUUCUGAAUGUCGUGAAGUCAUUGGAUACAACCAAAAAGGGGUACCUUUAGAAUUUUUAGCUGUUCCAGACCUUCCUCAGUUGCCUCCGUUCUUUUUAAGGAAACCAUCACCCCAUAGCAACGAUGACAUUGUGGGUCCAGUUAUUCCUUUUCCCGUUUUACUUGUGAUUAAUGAAGCUCGCUAUGGGUACUCAGAUUCGAGUAGUGACGAAUUUUCAGUAGAAGGAGAACUUGGCCUCAAAUACAAAGAAGUUAUGCAGGUGGCUGGUGAGAUUGCUGUUUCAUCUCGUGGCCCUAUGUGCCCUGAUGAUCAUGUAGUCUCCCUUGAUGAUGAUGAAGGGGAACCCUGGGCUGGUUCUUCGAAACCAAAAUCUUUUUCGACAUAUCGCCCAAUUGCUUUGAAUUUCUCCGAUACAGAUAAUAUACAGGGAAAGUCUGUUUACACUGAUACCGCUUAUGAUACAUUUAUUUUUCAUGUUUCGGACAAGUCCUGUGAGCAUACUGAAUCUGUUGGAGAAGAGAUGUUUGAUGAUCUUUGCCCAAUUGAGUUGAGAUUUGAUGCUCCUGUGAAGAAGUUUGAAGGCCAGAGUUUAAAGGCAUACGAAUUAUUGAAAGAGCAGACGUCUAAAUGGCAACAAAGUUUUGAUUUGUAUAAGGAAUUUUGUAUUCAAUCUGGAUUUGAAAAGUAGAUAUCAGUUAAAAUGUAAGUUAAAAAAAAAAAUUAGCUGAUAAAAAUUAUUACUAUUACGUGCAGGCUCGCCCUUCAAGGGUCAGCUCCAAGGUGUUACUUUCUUUAA
This is a messenger RNA of Trifolium pratense (red clover), 3503 nucleotides long. RefSeq lists its product as uncharacterized. The transcript has 2 exons. The coding region runs from base 717 to 3395 and encodes 892 amino acids. Gene Ontology annotation, molecular function: RNA polymerase I core promoter sequence-specific DNA binding. Gene Ontology annotation, biological process: transcription by RNA polymerase I. The record is from RefSeq and is a predicted model, not a curated record. NCBI's taxonomy places the organism in Eukaryota, Viridiplantae, Streptophyta, Magnoliopsida, Fabales, Fabaceae. Gene Ontology annotation, cellular component: fibrillar center.